Molecule: messenger RNA, 1004 nt
Organism: Rhinolophus ferrumequinum (greater horseshoe bat)
Lineage: Eukaryota; Metazoa; Chordata; Mammalia; Chiroptera; Rhinolophidae
Gene: HOXB1
Product: homeobox B1
Exons: 2
Coding region: 5-910 (301 amino acids)
Biological process (GO): regulation of transcription by RNA polymerase II
Cellular component (GO): nucleus
Molecular function (GO): DNA-binding transcription factor activity, RNA polymerase II-specific; RNA polymerase II cis-regulatory region sequence-specific DNA binding
Source: RefSeq, a predicted model, not a curated record
ACGCAUGGACUAUAAUAGGAUGAACUCCUUCUUAGAGUACCCACUCUGUAACCGGGGACCCAGCGUCUACAGCGCCCACAGCGCCCCUACUUCCUUUCCUCCUAGCUCGGCUCCCGCAGUUGACAGCUACGCGGGCGAGACCCGCUAUGGCGGGGGGCUGCCCAGCCCCGCACUCCAGCAGAAUUCAGGCUAUCCUGUCCAGCAGCCGCCUCCGGCACUGGGGGUACCCUUCUCCAGUUCCGCGACUUCGGGGUAUGCCCCAGCAGCCUGCAGCUCAAGCUAUGGGCCUUCUCAGUAUUACCCUCUGGGCCAACCAGAAGGAGAUGGAGGCUAUUUUCAUACUUCGAGUUAUGGGGCCCAGCUAGGGGGCUUGCCCGACGGCUAUGGAACCGGUGGAGCUGGCUCGGGGCCGUAUCCUCUGCCACAGCCCCCUUACGGGAACGAGCAGACGGCGAGCUUUGCAUCGGCCUAUGCUGACCUCCUCUCCGAGGACAAGGAAUCGCCCUGCCCAUCAGAACCCAGCACCUCCACCGCACCGACCUUCGACUGGAUGAAGGUUAAGAGGAACCCACCCAAGACAGCUAAGGUGUCCGAGCUGGGCUUGGGAGCGCCCGGCGGCCUCCGCACCAACUUCACCACGCGGCAGUUGACCGAGCUGGAGAAGGAGUUCCAUUUCAACAAGUACCUAAGCCGGGCCAGGAGGGUGGAGAUCGCUGCCACCCUGGAGCUCAACGAAACGCAGGUCAAGAUUUGGUUCCAGAACCGGCGCAUGAAGCAGAAGAAACGCGAGCGGGAGGGAGGCCGGGUGCCUCCAGCCCCUCCAGGCUGUCCUAAGGAGGCAUCUGGAGAAGCCUCUGACCAGUCGACAUGCACCUCCCCGGAGGCCUCGCCCAGCUCCGUCACCUCCUGAGCUCCACCUCCCCACCGACUGGGUUCCAGGUCCCGCGGUGCCGCAGUCCAGCCCUCUCCUCCACUCUCCCAGUCCCCGGCCUGGGCUUUACUGC